UUUACUAGCCGAUUGUUUACUAACAGUUUGUGUAUUAAAACGUGCAUCAAUACGUAAAUCUAAUUUAUAACCUAUGGUACUAGUAAGGUGACUAUUCCUUAAAGGCUACAAAGUGAUACCUUAGUGAGAACGAGAGAAUAGGAUUCGUGGAACAACUAACCGGUAUAGCUGCGGCCACUGCCUUGCGCAAGCGCACCCGAUCAGUUCCAACUGCAGUCACUCAGUAGUGCACCGGAGAUGGAACGGACGUGUCUGCUUGUUUGUGUGCUCGCCUGCGCGGCCGGGGUUUUGGGCCAAGUAGCCACCCUGUGUCGUCCCAACGAGCGGUUCCUUUCUUGCGGCGGCUGUCAGAAGACCUGCGCGGAUCCGGCGCCGGCCUGCGCCGCGGUCUGCCGGACCGGCUGUUACUGCGAGGAUGACCACGUCCGGAACAGUACCGGACACUGUGUGAGACUGUCCGAGUGCCCGGGAGCAUCUGCAGCCCUAAAGCAAGACACAACCGAACCUCGUCAAGACUGUCCCCCCAACGAAGAGUACCGGUUCUGCGAGACUUGCAUGAAGACGUGUGACAACCCUAACCCGAUAUGUCCGGCCCAAUGUGCUAGAGGAUGCUUCUGUAAGGGGCAUCUAGUGAGGGACCGGGAUGGAAGCUGUGUGGCGUAUGAGGAAUGUUCCAAAUUCAAAAAUGAGACCUCAAACCACAAGCCGUACAAGCUAACCUGCGCCCCUGGGCAGGUCUACAAGGACUGCGAGCCCUGUGAGAAGACCUGCUCCAACCCCAACCCCGUCUGCCCGGCUCAGUGUAACCGGGGUUGCUUCUGUGAGGACGGGCUAGUAAAGAGCCCUAACGGGCAGUGUGUGAGGAGGGAGGACUGCCCUAAAGCCGAGGUGACGUUCGGAAACGACCCCUCCAUCGAGGACUGCGCCCCUGAUGAAGAAUUCCUUUCCUGCGGCUGGUGCGAGCCGAGUUGCUGGGCACCCUCCCCCAUAUGCCCCGGAGUCUGCACCCGUGGAUGCCUCUGCAGGCCUCCGCUAGUGCGGCAUUACAGCGGACACUGCGUGCAACAGAAGGACUGCGAACCACAAACAUGCACCAAUCCCAACGAAGAAUACGUGUGCCGCUACGGCUGCGAGAUCCUCUGCGGAGGCCCAAACACCUGCCCGGACCGCCCGCGGCGUUGCCAGCUCGGCUGCCACUGCAAGAUUGGGUUCCUGAGGGACACCACUUCUGGCCUCUGCCUCACUCCUGAAGAAUGCAAGAAUUUAACACUGAGCACCGUCCCAGGUUCGAAGUCUGACCUGCCACCGAUAUUCAGAAUGCGGGUCGCACCCAACCCGAACCUGCUCGACGACGUCAAAUCUGCCGCUCCUGAAAAUUGAAGACCUAAGAGAUAGACGCAGUUGGCGUAACAGUCCUCAUAAAAGUUGCUGAUAGG
This is a messenger RNA of Leguminivora glycinivorella, 1436 nucleotides long. RefSeq names its product von Willebrand factor-like. NCBI's taxonomy places the organism in Eukaryota, Metazoa, Arthropoda, Insecta, Lepidoptera, Tortricidae. The coding region runs from base 238 to 1380 and encodes 380 amino acids. The transcript is spliced from 8 exons. The record is from RefSeq and is a predicted model, not a curated record.